This is a messenger RNA of Oryza brachyantha (malo sina), 1096 nucleotides long. RefSeq names its product mediator of RNA polymerase II transcription subunit 30. Gene Ontology annotation, cellular component: mediator complex. The record is from RefSeq and is a predicted model, not a curated record. The transcript is spliced from 3 exons. The coding region runs from base 29 to 571 and encodes 180 amino acids. Lineage: Eukaryota; Viridiplantae; Streptophyta; Magnoliopsida; Poales; Poaceae.
GCGCGGAUCGGCUAGGGUUCCGGCGACGAUGGCCACCGCGGCGGCGCGGCGGCGGCAGGAGAUGGCGGCGGAGGGGCAGCGCCACCUCGAGGAGACCAUCGCCGCCGCGUUCCAGAUCCUCUCAUCCAUGAACGACGAGCUCUGCAACCCGUCGCUCUGGUCCUCCUCCUCCCACUCCCCCGCCGCCGCUGGCGGCGGGCUACACCACCACCACAACCACGCUGGCCCCCCUCCGCCGCUGCACUCCGCGGACUCCGACGCCCCCGACGCCGCCGGGGGUGGGCCCGGUGGCGCGCCGGGCUCCGGCGGGUCGCUCGACGAGGCCAGGCACCGGUACAAGGUCGCCGUCUCGGCGCUCCGCGCGUCCAUCGCCGCCGUGUCGUCGUGUGCCCAGGAGAUGGGAUCGACAGAACACAGUGCUGAUCAAGCUGAGAUUGAGAGAUUGGAAGAACAUGCAUCUUCUUUGAGAAAGGAAAUUGAAAGCAAAAACAAGCAUGUAAAGCUUCUCAUAGACCAACUCCGUGAUUUAAUAUCGGACAUAUCAAUGUGGCAGAGUCCUUGUUCAGUGUGAAAUGCCAUUAUUACUACCUUAGGAAUCCAAAAUCACAGCAAGAAGUAUGUCAAUGCAAAACUGUAUCAGCUGGCCUCCUCGAAAGAGAACAGAAGGAAUACAAUCGGAUUGCAAAAUACAAUAUUGUAAUGUUUUUUUCUUUCAAAGGAUUCAAAAGGCUGAUUAUGAGCAAUGAUAAACAUGUGCUAACUGAAACAAACAUCUGGUGCAUAUUGCCCACCAAUUUGCUUUGCUAUAGGACUAGAUAAGGAUCUUAUUUCCCUGGACGCUGAACCUGUACUGAUGUAGGCUUUUUGGUGACCAUGAUUUCUGUUCUUUUUUUUUUUGGUUCUCCAAUUCGUGUCCUUACCUGCAAUGUAAGUUCUUCUGUUACACUGGAAAAAAAAACUAAUUCUUAGAGCAAGUAUAAUAGCAUGCUACAAGCUGGCUAAAUGCUUACGUGGAGGAGGGAGGGAAAGAGAGUAGUGGACUGUAAUUUUAUAGUCAGCUUGGACAUAAGAACCAAUUAAUUAUAUGAGAGUGACA